Messenger RNA from Biomphalaria glabrata, 891 nucleotides. Its product is annotated as mediator of RNA polymerase II transcription subunit 18-like. The record is from RefSeq and is a predicted model, not a curated record. Gene Ontology annotation, biological process: regulation of transcription by RNA polymerase II; termination of RNA polymerase II transcription. The transcript has 7 exons. Bases 124 to 777 code for a protein of 217 amino acids. Gene Ontology annotation, molecular function: transcription coregulator activity. Gene Ontology annotation, cellular component: mediator complex; core mediator complex. Lineage: Eukaryota; Metazoa; Mollusca; Gastropoda; Planorbidae.
AACGAAAUUUCGUUUCAUGAUAAAGACAAUGCUACUGCAGCAGUCUAUGAAAUAAUGAUAGAUCUAGCUUUGAAGUUACAGAUUCAAUUAUAAAGUGAUCGCAAUAUUAUAACUCUUGUGAUCAUGGAAACUACCUCCCUUGCACCGUCUUUGAAAAAUAUAGCUCCGCAACAGGAAUAUUUACUACAGGCUAGUAUUCUUGAUGCCAACAGAGAUGUUUUGCUGCACCGGUUAAGGGGACUUUGUGACAAUGCUGAAAGUAACUUUGAAACUUUUGCUGAUUAUGAAGCAGUUUAUGUGUUAAGUUUUCUAGAAAGUUCUGCUGUCCAACAGAGUCAGGCUGUAUCAUUUCGUGUCAGACAUGCACUUGAUGACCCAGAAGCUCCUGAUCAUAUUCGUUACAUAGGUCAGGCUGAACUUGGUGAUAGAGCCAGACCAACAUUAGUAAGAGCAUGUCUUGAUGUGGCCUGUUCCAGUAAUGUUAGAGAGUUCUUGCAAGAAAUGGGCUUCAAAUUGGAUUACGACUGUGUUAUGAAAGGCUACUUUUUUCAUAAAGGUCGAAUGAAGGUUACUGUUUAUAAAAUAUUCAGGCUUCUUCAGCCUGGUAAAACUGAUAGCAGCAACUGGGAACCACUCAGCAUGUCUCACCUUGUUGAACUGAGUGUUGUGGCUCCUUUGGGACAGGAACAGAUUGGAGAAGAUAUGAAAAAUUUUGCUGAGCAGCUGAAACCUCUUGUUGUGCUUGAAAAGUUUGACCACCGGAGACUUCACAACUGACCUGCAAACUUUGAUAUACAUUAUUUUAUCAUAAAUCACUGUAAAAAUUCAUUUUUUGUACAUAUGUCAUGUGUAAUGAUCUUUUUCUGGUUAAUAAAUGUUUGCAAUAUUUAA